UGAUGACUCACUGGCGUCUUGUCAUAAGAAAAAUAUUACAAGGACUUUUAGUAACAGACUAUAAACUUAAUUUGUAAACUGUUAUGCCUGCUCAGUGGCGCUAAACAGGUACAAACGCAUGCGCAGCUGCAGAGCUCGCGGUUUCGGAGUUAUCGCUGAGAAAAAAGACGCCCCAACAUUAUAAAAUCAUGCCGAUUUCUUGUUCAGCUAUCGACUGCUCAAACCGCUUUGUCAAGGGAUCGGAGAUCAGAUUCUACAGGUUUCCAAUCAGUAAGCCUCAGCUGGCAGAGCAGUGGGUACGAAGCCUCGGAAGGAAAAGCUUUGUUCCCACUCAGAACUCCUGCUUGUGCUCUGAGCAUUUUCAGCCCGACUGCUUCCGUGACUAUAAUGGAAAACUGUUUCUCAGAGAGGAUGCUGUGCCUACUAUUUUUACCAACUCUGGAGGAGAUGGCACUAAGAUUGAGUUACGAAGAAACAGAGGGGGAAUAGUUGGAAAGGAGGUCAAUGAAUCCAAUGCUGCUUUCAAACAAAUGACCAAAGAUAGAAGACAACCCAUUAGAGACUCGAGUCUGAAGGGCAGAGGCCCGAACGAGAGGAGACGAGCAGGGGGAAAGCUCCCAUCAGGUGACAGGCAGUCCCUGUCUGUCAAGAACAAGGUGUAUGACAGCAAAGGCCUGCUGAUCUCAUGUGGAAAGGAUCUGUGUGACUGUCUGGACAUAGAGUGCAUGGGCUGCUUUUAUCCAUGUCCUGAGUGCGGCUCACGGAAGUGUGGUGUGGAGUGCAGGUGUGACCGAAAAUGGCUAUACGAGCAGGUGGAAGUAGAGGGAGGAGAGAUUAUUCGCAACAAGUUUGCCAAUUAGCAAAUCAGACAGGAGCCCGAGAAGACAUCACUUUUGUUUCUGAGAUGCGUGUGGACAUUGCAGAAGUAUUGGGUUUAAAUUGUAUAUUUGUUAACUUUUUAUCUAAGGAUAGAAUUUAUUAGAAAUGCUUGUUUUCUAUUUUAUCCUUUGACGAUUUUCAGAUUGUUUUGUCAUUCAUGUUGUAUUAAUGUUUGUCUCAUGUUUUUUUACUUUUAGGCAAAAAUAAAUAAAUGUAGACUGCAGCGGGUUUAGUGCUGGUUCAAUAAAUGAUCUCCUAGCCUCAUUUUAAAUUAAUUAAAAAUAUAUAUUUUUGGUUUUCGAUGUAGCUCAAAGAAGUUGUUUAGAUGUUUAGAUUAUAUACCAAUUAUACAAAAUGUAAAUAGACACUUCAAAAAUAUUGUUUCUAAAGUGUUAAAACCCUAUUUUAAGAUCUGUGUUUAAAUCGGGAAGCCAUGCAUGUGCAGACAUGCUAUGAUGAAGUCAUGAAACCUGUGUUUUAGGGCAUUUUAGGGUUUUUUAGGUUAUAUCAUAUAUUAGAUAUUGUCUAAGAUGUCUUUCUAAUUGCCCUAUUCGUCUCAACGUGCAAAUUUAGGACUCUUCACCUCGUGUUGCGACGCUAGAAGCCAGAAGCGUCACAAUGAAGAGCAAUCUGUCAAAGGCCAAAUUUUCCCGGUAGCUGUACAACAAUACAUGCACAACAACCGUAAACUUGACUUGUAGCAGGGAUAAUGUGUUGUUAGAGAAUUUAAAAGAAAGAUUUCCAAGACACUCAGAACUAGGCAGACUAUGUGAAGCAUUCUUAACCUUUUUUUUUUAUAUUUGGCCCAAUUUUUUAAGAUCAUGCAGUACAGCAUCAACACUGUUUUGUUUAUUACAUUGCAUCUUGAUUUGUGGUCAAAGUGGUGUCAUUUUGAAAAUGGUAUAUAAAAUACCAUGACAAUUCACAAUUACAAGGGCUUUGAUUAUUAUUUGCUAAUUAUGAUAUCAUUUUCGAUAUGGUUGAAAUUAAUUAAAAUCAAUUUUAUAACAACA
This is a messenger RNA of Triplophysa dalaica, 1892 nucleotides long. RefSeq names its product ADP-ribosylation factor-like 14 effector protein (gene arl14ep). Gene Ontology annotation, cellular component: intracellular membrane-bounded organelle. The record is from RefSeq and is a predicted model, not a curated record. The transcript has 5 exons. The coding region runs from base 189 to 860 and encodes 223 amino acids. Lineage: Eukaryota; Metazoa; Chordata; Actinopteri; Cypriniformes; Nemacheilidae.